This is a messenger RNA of Coregonus sp. 'balchen', 11067 nucleotides long. NCBI's taxonomy places the organism in Eukaryota, Metazoa, Chordata, Actinopteri, Salmoniformes, Salmonidae. The record is from the annotation of a GenBank genome assembly.
AUGACCUGUGCUGACUUUGACACACACUGGUCACAGACAGGCAGACAGACAGGUCGACGGACAGACAGACACUGAGUGUAUUAUUACUGUAGAAAUGUGGUUAUGAAGCAACACUCCAUAUGCCUCCAAAAUGGCACUGUAUUCCUUAUGUAGUGCACUACUAUUGACCAGAGCCCUAUGGGCCCUAUAUAUAGAAUGGGCCCUGGUCAAUAGUAGUGCACUAUAAAGGGAAUAGAGUACCAUUUGGGAUACAUGAUCAAAAUCUCUGUAUUUCUCUCUCUCUAGAUGUCUGAGGCGCACAGUCACUCUGGAAGUAUAUCUCUGAUCCAGUCCAUGCUGCACAGACUGAGCACUGCAGAAUACACUGAUCAACCUCCUAACACACACCCUAACACACACCCAAACACACACCAACACCUCACAACCUCAGUGGAAACAGACAGUGGAUUCUAUGUGACCCUUCAGGACCACGAUAAUGCAGAGCUCACAUUCAAAGGGAAGCUUGUCGCAGUGAUUGAGGAUGAUGAUGGUGAUUAUGUUGAUGAUGAUAAUGAUCCACAAUUGGAAGCUCUGACUGAAAGGGACAAUGAUCUGGAAUCAUCAGACAGGGAUUCAGAGGAGAGAGAAGAGGGGAAUUCCGGUAUUCCUUUUUUGGAUGCAGGAUUGGAAAAACUGGUAGACGAGGAGAAAACCAGCAAACCCCCCGCUGUGAUUCCCAGAUGGGAGAGACGGCAGUUGCUACCCUGUCCCCCUGGCCUGGAUGGUAGACCCCCGCCUCCCCCCGCUCCCCCCAAGAGGAGGGCUAAACCACUGCUACACCCUACAGGGCCACCGCCGCCACCCCCUCCACCAGCCCUUGACCCUAGCCAGAGUGCUCCUGUGUGGGGGAGAGUGGUAGGUGAGGGCCCAGGCUAUGAGCUGAGGCCUACAGGGCAUGGGAGAGGGCCUGGAGGCCAGGAGGAGGAAAUACUGUCGUCCUCAGGGGACAGGCUGUCUGUGUACUCAGCUGUCAUCCUCAAGUCAGAACGCCGAUUCUCACAGCCCAUUCUGGAUCCUACUCUAGACUCUACAGCACAGAGGGGUGGGAGGGUGCAGCAGCUGAAGACGACUGGGUCUGUGGCAGCACAGGACCCUUCCCAGCUGAGGGGGAAGGAUAUAGGGUGCCCCCCUAAAGCCUCUGAGCCGGUGGGGAUGGGGGUAAUGGGGGUACCCAAGCCACUUAUACCCAAACCUCCACACAGAAACAGAUCUCCGCCCCAGGGACCUGAGGGGAGAGCCCAGGACAGCCCAGAUGGAAGUUCCCCUUCUGGGUCUGAAACAAGAGACAUACCCCCUGACCUCCAGUCUAUACCACCAGAGACCGAGGGAGUCAGAGAACCACCAGAGCCUAGCGAACACAGCGCAGAUGGGAACGAGAGCUCCAGAACCCCUGUCGAUAUUAGGUGUAACACGGGGGAGGGAGGUUUGUUGGAAGGGGGGAGGAAUUUAAAAGACACACAGGAAGUUGUGGUUCAGGACACUGCAACAUGGGGUGAUGGUGGUGUGCUUGGGUCGAAACACCCCAAUGUGAAGGGAGGAAAGGUGAAGACAUUUGCCAAGAAGAUGAUGAGCAGAUGGAAGGAGAGUCAAGAGGAGAAGAGAGGAAAUGGAGAGAUUCAGGAGGACGACAGAGAAAAAGAGGUGGAGAGCGAAAUGCCAUUAGUGAGUCUUUCUUGCUCAUUUAAUGCGACAACAUUACAUUCUUAUUCUUUCUUUUACUCCAAUGAACUAUCUAGCAUUAAAUAAUGAAUGAAUUAUUCCAUCAUUUCCCUCUUACCAUGUUAUGUUAUAACAGGUGAACCUCAAUCAAGAUGGACAUCCAGUCGAACUAUUUAACAUUGAUUAAGUACGAAGUUGCCCUAUUUUUUAGGGUGAUCAUGGUGUGAUUCUUUUGAUCUCUUUUUGACAGGUGAACCUCAAUCAAGAUCGACAUUCAGUCAGGUUGCAUACUAAAAUGUCUGUCAUAGAGGAAGAGGAAGAUGAGGAAGAAGAAAAGAGGAGUGGUGAGGCUACACAGGAGUCACCAAUGAUGGAGCAGCCCUGCCAAGCUGAGACGGAGAGGAAGCCUGUGGGAAACCACGCACGUUUUCAGAGGUGAGAUGGAGAACGGGAGGGAGGGAGGGAGGGAGGGAGGGAGAGAGAGAGAGAGAGAGUGUCUAGGGGAGUCUUGGGGAGUUUCCAUCCACCACAAAAUGUAUCUCACUCCUCUCUUUUUCCUUGACUGUACUUAAGAGGCACUAGAUACCGUGAGUGCUUGUCAUAGGAGAGUACACACCUACCUUUGUCCUAGGUCUCUGCGUGUGUGUGUGUUAUGAUGAUGAUGACGUUACAGUAGCUCAGACACUACUUCCCCAUAGCUGACAUGACUUCAUGAGUGCCCGGAAGUGACCACGCAUUCACACACACACACACAUUCUGUGCUCCAAGUUGUUAGUCCAGAUCAGUGGCAUUUUUGCAAUAGUGCUUUGGUGCUAUUUUCACAAGUAUGUGGUGAAUUUUUAAAUCUCUUCAAACUGGUAACAUUUGUAACGCAGCCAGUCUUACAUUCAAAACCUUUCUAUUUCGCAACAAAGCCUCCUUCACUCAUGCUGCCAAACAUGCCCUCGUAAAACUGACUAUCCUACCGAUCCUUGACUUCGGCGAUGUCGUUUACUAAAUAGCUUCCAACAGUCUACUCAGCAAAUUGGAUGUAGUCUAUCACAGUGCCAUCCGUUUUGUCACCAAAGCCCCAUAUACUACCCACCAUUGUGACCUGUACGCUCUCGUUGGCUGGCCCUCACUACAUAUUCGUUGCCAAACCCACUGGCUCCAGGUCAUCUAUAAAUCACUUCUAGGCAAAUCCCCGCCUUAUCUUAGCUCUUUGGUCACCAUAGCAACACCCACCCGUAGUAUGCGUUCCAGCAGGUAUAUCUCACUGGUCAUCCCCAAAGCCAACACCUCCUUUGGCCGCCAUUCCUUCCAGUUCUCUGCUGCAAAUGACUGGAACGAACUGCAAAAAUCUCUGAAGCUGGAGAGACUUAUCUCCCUCACUAACUUUAAGCAUCAGUUGUCAGAGCAGCUUACCGAUCACUGCACCUGUACACAGCCAAUCUGUAAUUAGCCCACCUGUCAUACCCUGGCUCUGGGGACUCUUAAAUGUUGAGCCAGGGUGUGGAUUUUCAUUGUUUAGUUUUCUAUGUGUUUCGUUCUAGAUCGUUUAUAUCUAUGUUGGCCAGGGUGGUUCCCAAUCAGAGACAGCUGUAGCUCGUUGUCUCUGAUUGGGGACCAUACUUAGGCAGCCUUUUGGCAUGUUAGUUUUGUGGGAUCUUGUUCCGUAGGGUUUUGUGUAUAACCUAGGACUUCACGUAUCGUUUGGUUUAUUGUUUUGGUUCGUGUUGUGUACGCAAUAAAGAAUGUACGCUUAUCACGCUGCGCCUUGGUCCGCUUCAUCUGUCGAUGAUCGUGACAGAAGAUCCCACCACCAGAGAACCAAGCAGCGUGCCCAGGAGGAGAAGUUGGCGAUGUCCCAGGUGGGCGAAUGGUGGUCUUGGGAGGACAUAUUCGCGGGCAGAGGUCCAUGGGCAAAAGUAAAUGCCCAGGCAGGAGAGGAGAAACGGCGCCAACCGUGCCGACGACGGACACGCGAGAGGCAACCCCAAGUAUUUUUUUUUGGGGGGGGCACACGCCGUGGACGACGGGGCUGCUGGAGGCAGCUACAGGGCGCAUCGGCGGACUAGGAGAGGAGGCCAUCAGGUUUGGGGGGCUGGAAGGGUGGUUGGCGGAGCCUAGAGGUAGAGCAGAGCCAACCCCCCGUACUCAGGCUAGGCAGCGUGAGACUGGGCAGGUUCCGUGUUAUGUGGAGCCACGCACUGUGCCGCGAGUGUUCCGGCACAGUCCUGUACGUCCUGUGCUAGCACCACGCACGUGUCGUGCUAAGGUGGGCAUGCAGCCAGGACGGAGUGUGCCGGCUCAAUGCUCGUGGCCUCCAGUACCCCUCCUCGGUCCCGGAUAUCCUGCGCCAGUGCCACGUGCUGUAGUGCCAGUACGAGUGCACAGCCCUGUACGUCCUGUGCUGAUGCCUCACACAGAGUGUGUGGAAAUAGGCAUUCAGCCAGGACGGGUUGUGUCAGCUCUCCGCUCCAGACCUCCAGUCCGUCUCCACAGUCCAGCCCGGUCUGUUCCUGUCCCUCGCACCAAGCCUGUGGUGCGCGUCGCCAGCCCCGUCCGGCCCGUUCCUGCUCCCCGCACCAAGCCUGUGGUGCGCGUCGCCAGCCCGGUCCGGCCUGUUCCUGUCCCUCGCACUAAGCCUGUGGUGCGCGUCGCCAGCCCGGUCCGGCCUGUUCCUGUCCCUCGCACCAAGCCAGUGGUGCGCGUCGCCAGCCCGGUCCGGCCCGUUCCUGCUCCCCGCACCAAGCCAGUGGUGCGCGUCGCCAGCCCGGUCCGGCCCGUUCCUGCUCCCCGCACCAAGCCAGUGGUGCGCGUCGUCAGUCCAGCACGGUCCGUGCUUGUUCCACCGGUGCCUGGUCCGGCACCGGUCAGCUGCUCCACACCGGAGCCAGAGCAAUCCGCUCCACCGGUGUCCAGUCCAGCUCCGGCCAGCAGGGCCAGACCAGAUCAGGGGCGCUACGGGGGGGGUGGAGAGAGAGUGGUGGUCACGCCCGGAGCCGGAUCCGCCUCCGAGGCGGAAUGCCCACCCGGCCCCUACCCUCUUGUGUUUGGUUGGCGUGGUCGCAGUCCGCGCCUUUUGGGGGGGGGGGGUACUGUCACGCCCUGGCUCUGGGGACUCUUAAAUGUUGAGCCAGGGUGUGGAUUUUCAUUGUUUAGUUUUCUAUGUGUUUCGUUCUAGAUCGUUUAUAUCUAUGUUGGCCAGGGUGGUUCCCAAUCAGAGACAGCUGUAGCUCGUUGUCUCUGAUUGGGGACCAUACUUAGGCAGCCUUUUGGCAUGUUAGUUUUGUGGGAUCUUGUUCCGUAGGGUUUUGUGUAUAACCUAGGACUUCACGUAUUGUUUGGUUUAUUGUUUUGGUUCGUGUUGUGUACGCAAUAAAGAAUGUACGCUUAUCACGCUGCGCCUUGGUCCGCUUCAUCUGUCGACGAUCGUGACACCACCCAACUACUUCAUCCCCAUAUUGUUAUUUACAUUGCUAUUUAUUUUGCUCAUUUGCAUUUGCAUAUCUCUAUUUGCACAUCAUCUUCUGCACAUCUAUCACUCCAGUGUUAAUACUAAAUUGUAAUUAUUUUGCACUAUGACUUUUUAUCGCACUGCUUUGCUUUAUCUUGGCCAGGUCGCAGUUGUAAAUGAGAACUUGUUCUCAACUGGCUUACCUGGUUAAAUAAAGGUUAAAUAAAAAUAAAUAGUUUGUGUCAAGCCCGUCUUGAGCAUUUGUCCAUAGGUUUUCAUCGACACCACAGUAAAUGUCCUCAUUGUUCAUCCACCUGGGGAAAAACCUUUUGGCAUGGCGAAUCCAAGCCUGACAUUGGUCUGGAUUACUGUAAUGUCAUGGCAUGCCUCAUCCAGGGCCUGUAGGAGGGUGGUACGCUCAUGGGGAUGAUACUACAUGCUGAAAAUAAUUCCUUGAUGGGGUUGAAGAAUAGAGGCAGGUAUAGGGGUCAGGAAUCGGGGAUCGGCCCGAAACCAUGCAUGAACCACCUCUGCAUCGUGGAACCUGACAUUGUCCCACACAAUGACGUAGGUGACCCAUUCACCUUGACAGGCCUGUUCAAUCUCAGUGAGUAACUCAAUGAGGUGUGCAGCAAUGUGAAACCCCCCCUAGCGAAAAGAACCAAACAACUUAUUUUGGAUAAAUGCUUACUGUGUAGGUGAUGCAUUUGUUACAUAUAGUACAUCUCUGUUCUUGUCAAUAUCAGAUAAUUUAAAAAAAACUUACUGUAGAGUAAAAUCAUAACAGUCAUCAUCAUCAUUGUACGUUAUAGAAUACACUGAGUGUUCAAAACAUUAGGAACACCAUGACAUAGACUCACCAGGUGAAAGCUAUGAUCCCUUAUUGAUGUCACUUGUUAAAUCCAUUUCAAUCAGUGUAGAUGAAGGGGAGGAGACAGGUUAAAGAAGGAUUUUUAAGCCUUGAAACAAAUUGAGACAUGGAUUGUGUAUGUGUGCCAUUCAGAGGGUGAAUGGGCAAGACAGACGAUUGAAGUACCUUUGAACGGGGUAUGGUGGUAGGUGCCAGGCGCACUGGUUUGAUUGUGUCAAGAACUGCAACGCUGUUGGUUUUUUCAUGCUCAACAGUUUUCCAUGUGUAUCAAGAAUGGUCCACCACCCAAAGGACAUCCAGCCAACUUGACACAACUGUGGGAAGCAUUGGCGUCAACAUGGGCUAACAUCCCUGUGGAACACUUUCGACACCUUGUAGAGUCCAUGCUCCAAUGAAUUGAGGCUGUUCUGAGGGCAAAAGGGGGUACAACUCAAUAUUAGGAAGGUUUUCCUAAUGUUUUGUACACUCAGUAUAUAUCAUACUUUAUAUGUUUAUACUUUACAAACAUACAUUUUUAUUCUGUAGUUCUCAAAAUUGUAAUCUAUAGGUUUACCAAAUGGUUAAGUGAUUAUCAAUUAAGAGCAGUUGGAUUAAGUAAUAGUACAAUGUAUUUUAACAAAUGAGAACAGAAUCAUAUCAAAAGUCAUGUGAGCGUUGCAUUGUGAAAGGCAAUUACUUUAUAUGAACAUGUAUUGCAAUGUGAAACAUGUAUUUCUAGAUGAAACACUGAUUAAGUGUGGUGACAGUGACUAUGCUAUUGUGUGUUGUACUUUAGUCAAUUGAAGAUGUGCUUAAAGUUUUGAAACAACUGCCUUUUAGAUUAUAUGUUUUGAGUUUUGUACUAAGAGUUGUGAAAAUGUACCACAUACUUGUGAAAAUUGUAAUCAAAGGGAUAUACUUUUUUUUAAAGAAAUGUGAGCACUGGUUUCAUCAACCCAUGACAGAUGACAUAAUAAAUAUUUGGUUUCCCAAAUGGCACCCUAUUCCCUAUAUAGUGCACUAAUUGGUCAAAUGUAGUGGUCAAAUGUAGUGGACUUUAUAGGGAAUAGGGUGUAUAGUGCACUACUUUUGAUCAGGGCCCUGUUCAAAUGUACUGCGCUAUAUAGGGAAUAGGGUGCCAUUUUGUGACGAAACCAUUGAUUUACAUGUUUUCUUCCCUCUAUUUUACAGCUCCUUCAGUUCUUUCAAGUUCAACUUCAGUCCCAUCAGCUUGGUGGAUGAGAUUCUAACAGGAGAGGAGUGGUCACCAUUCCUGUCCGUCAAGGACAUGCCCGCCCCCUCACCGUCCGUUUACCAAUCAGAGGCUGCUAGCCAACAUGGUUGUGAUGAAGGCGACCAAUUAAAGACUGAACCAGAGUCGCGCCUCCCCAACGAUGUUCAACAGAACCACGAGGACAUAGGCCUUUCUUUAUAUGAGGAUGUUAGCUUCAUUCAAUCAGAUCCUAACGAGAUUGUGGACAACCAAUCGGACAACAGACAACAGGAAGUAAACAACAACAAUGACACUGGAGCUGAUGCCAUUGCUGUCAUCAAACCGAAGAUACUAUUGGACAAUGAUGCAGCGGAGGAGAGUGAGUUGGACCACUCCAGACCCAUAUGUAAGGACAUCUAUGACUCGGUUGAAUUACUUCAGUCCCCCAUAAGGACGCAAUCAAAGGACCUUCUUGACUUCUCCUAUGUUGAGGUGAGCCACACUGCAGGAUUGUGGGUAUUGUAGUCAUUUAAAGUGCUGUUGUAGGCCUAUGUCUAUAGAAGAGGGCUCUCCAACCCUGUUCCUGGAGAGCUACCCCCCCCUGUAGGUUUUUGCUCCAACCCCAGUUGUAACUAAUCUGAUUCAUUUUAUCAGCCAGCUAAUUAUUAAAAUCAGGUGCUCUAGAUUAGGGUUGAACACCUACAGGACGGUAGCUCUCCAGGAACAGGGUAGGAGAGACCUGCGAUAGAAACAUUCAGAAUCUCUCGUUCUUAUUCUCUCUCUCUCUCUCUCUCUCUCUCUCUCUCUCACAGUCACUUGGAGUUCUGGACAGUUCUGCUCAGAAACAUCGGAUUCAUCUGAACAAAAAGAGAAAGCACAGACUUCCGGGGCUAAAGAAGAUAAGUAAGAUUGAAUGGCUGGAAAACGGGAUGAAGGAAUCAGUGAAAAUAGAUGGGUAGAAAGGAGUUUGACAAAAGCUGAGACCGUGAAAUAACCAUUUUAUCUGCUGUUCCUUUUCUCUUUCCUGAAAUAGAGCUCAUCAAGAUAGAACGCACUGCAAUCAAAGCCCCUGAAAUCAAAUUCCUCAAACCCUCUCCUCCUCCCACCCUCUCCCCCACAUCACUCCCUUCUUCCUCCUCUCCUUCCUCCCCUCUCUCUUCCUUCUCUCCCUCCUAUGUCUGUUCGUCCUCUGUUUUCUACAACAUCCCUCCGUCUGCUGAAAAACAGGACCCUGUGACAUCAACGACACAGAACAACCUCUCUGUUAAGGUCAGAGUUCAUUUGACCCCGUAACCAUUGGCAACAUUUUCAAACACUGUACAUUAACAUGGUGUGUCUCUGAAGUCUGUCUGAAAUGACACCCUAUUCCCUGGUGCACUAUAGGAAUAGGGUGUCAUUUCAGACAGACUGUAGCUUAUUACUGAAUGUAAUAAUGUAUAUUAGGAUCACUAACCAAGUUUCCAUCCAACCUUGCUAUGCGAGUAAAGUACAUGUUGGAUAACAAAUGUCAGGACAGGCCUGAUGGAAACAAUGCAUUUGUCGGUAAAGUUUCCAAAUGUCGACAAAACAAAAUACGUUAGGCAAGGUGGGAUCUUUUUGUGUCUGUAAAAUUAAUUAUGUGAGCAAUGGCGGUGGAAACACCUUUAUGCGCAGAUAUUGAUAUAAUAACCAUCAUAUCGAAGUAAACUUGGAUUCAGGUGAUAUGUUGUGUGGUCCUCCAACUAUGACUCGGGAAAGCAUGCAGUUUAUUAGGCUACAGAUGAAAUAAGUUAUGAUGAUCUUUACAGGGUGGUGAAAGUGCACGGUGAUGAGCUUGAUCCUGGUAUGACAAAUAAAAAGAAUCUCGCUAUUUUUGUCCAUAAUAAUCUCAUCAUGUAUGCUAAACCUACACUGUAUCUGUAUCUAGCUGUUGUCUAGAGAGCAUGUGCUCUCUAGCCAACAGGGCACAUUCGCUAUAUAGCCUAAUGCAACAUUUUUUGUGACAAAACCGUCAGUAGAGUUUAAAAUGUGAUUGGAAACACAUUUAACUUGUAUUUUUCAUUCGGUACAAGGGAAUUUAACCACAAAAGUUAUUUUUAUGUGCACUACUUCCCGCACAGCUUUUUAGCCACAGCAAGUCAAUUUGACGGAAACACAUUGUUUUAUGCAGAUUUUAGAAUAUUCACAUGAAAAUCUGUCGCCAAUUGGAUGGAAACCUAGCUAUUGGCAGAGCCCACUUCAAUCCAUCAAAGAUUUCAAAAUGGUUCUCUCUCUUCUCUCUCUCCCUCUCUCUCUCUCUCUCUCUCUCUCUCUCUCUCUCACACAGUCACUUGGAGUUCUGGACAGUUCUGCUCAGAAACAUCGGAUUCAUCUGAACAGAAAGAGAAAGCACAGACUUCCGGGGCUAAAGAAGAUAAGUAAGAUUGAAUGGCUGGAAAACGGGAUGAAGGAAUCAGUGAAAAUAGAGGGGUAGAAAGGAGUUUUGACAAAAGCUGAGACCGUGAAAUAACCAUUUUAUCCGCUGUUCCUUUUCUCUUUCCUGAAACAGAGCUCAUCAAGAUAGAACGCACUGCAAUCAAAGCCCCUGAAAUCAAAUUCCUCAAACCCUCUCCUCCUCCCACCCUCUCCCCCACAUCACUCCCUUCUUCCUCCUCUCCUCCCUCCCCUCUCUCUUCCUUCUCUCCCUCCUAUGUCUUUUCGUCCUCUGUUUUCUACAACAUCCCUCCGUCUGCUGAAAAACAGGACCCUGUGACAUCAACGACACAGGACAACCUCUCUGAUAAGGUCAGAGUUCAUUUGACCCCGUAACCAUUGGCAACAUUUUCAAACACUGUACAUUAACAUGGUGUGUCUCUGAAGUCUGUCUGAAAUGACACCCUAUUCCCUGGUGCACUAUAGGAAUAUGGUGUCAUUUCAGACAGACUGUAGCUUAUUACUGAGUGUAAUAAUGUAUAUUAGGAUCACUAACCAAGUUUCCAUCCAACCUUGCUAUGAGAGUAAAGUACAUGUUGGAUAACAAAUGUCAGGACAGGCCUGAUGGAAACAAUGCAUUUGUCGGUAAACUUUCCAGAUGUCGACAAAACAAAAUACGUUAGGCAAGGUGGGAUCUUUUUGUGUCUGUAAAAUUAAUUAUGCGAACAAUGGCGGUGGAAACACCUUUAUGCGCAGAUAUUGAUAUAAUAACCAUCAUAUGGAAGUAAACUUGGAUUCAGGUGAUAUGUUGUGUGGUCCUCCAACUAUGACUCAGGAAAGCAUGCAGUUUAUUAGGCUACAGAUGAAAUAAGUUAUGAUGAUCUUUACAGGGUGGUGAAAGUGUACGGUGAUGAGCUUGAUCCUGGUAUGACAAAUAAAAAGAAUCUCGCUCUUUUUGUCCAUAAUAAUCUCAUCAUGUAUGCUAAACCUACACUGUAUCUGUAUCUAGCUGUUGGCUAGAGAGCAUGUGCUCUCUAGCCAACAGGGCACAUUCGCUAUAUAUAGCCUAAUGCAACAUUUUUUGUGACAAAACCGUCAGUAGAGUUUAAAAUGUGAUUGGAAACACAUUUAACUUGUAUUUUUCAUUCGGUACAUGGGAAUUUAAACACAAAAGUUAUUUUUAUGUGCACUACUUCCCGCACAGCUUUUUAGCCACAGCAAGUCAAUUUGACGGAAACACAUUGUUUUAUGCAGAUUUUAGAAUAUUCACAUGAAAAUCUGUCGCCAAUUGGAUGGAAACCUAGCUAUUGGCAGAGCCCACUUCAAUCCAUCAAAGACUUCAAAAUGGUUCUCUCUCUCUUCUCUCUCUCUCUCCAGACCACUGAAAGCAGCAGAAAGCCAGGUUCAAGUCCCAAGCCGCCUCUGUCCAAGUUCAUGACAGCCCUGAGAGACAAAACCAAGAGGAAGCUUAAAUAG